This is a messenger RNA of Adineta ricciae, 504 nucleotides long. The record is from the annotation of a GenBank genome assembly. NCBI's taxonomy places the organism in Eukaryota, Metazoa, Rotifera, Eurotatoria, Adinetida, Adinetidae.
AUGUCGACCCUUUGUCGUUUUGUAUUACCAUCAACCUUAUCACCAAUUGAAGACGCAUGUGUUGCCGAAUUUAAUGAAUAUAAAAAACGGAAGAAAGAAAUUGCACAAAACAAAUCGUCGAUAAAACGUUUAACAAAUACAGCAGGAGGAAUAACAGCGAGCCUAACAAGUUCUAAUGAUUCAUCACGGCAUUCAAAAGAUGCCAUAAGAAAUCCUGAACAAGCAAAAGAAGCAGCAAAAAGACUUGUUCAAAGUGGUGCUAUUAAAGUUCAAGCACAGAGUAAGGAUCAAGGGUUCAAACGUGCAGCGUCGAAUUCAGGUCAAGAACGACCGAUUAAAAAAACUGGUUUAACACCGAGUGCAUCACCGUCAACAACAAAUCAAACGAAUCAAUUUCAAGCUGUUUCAUUUGUUAGUCCAAGUUCGACACCAAAAUUUGUACAAUCGAAUUCUCAUGAAAACAAACGUCAUGUUGUUAAUUAUGAUGAUACAGACAAUUAUUGA